GGUGCGCUGGCGGCCGGGUGCGUCGCAGGAAAUGACUUAAAGGCCUUACAAACACAUCUGUUCAUUCUUGCUUCAGACAUUAUAGUCGGGAGCCAACCCAGCCUGGAAGCACCUCAUAUUAAUGCUACAAGGAAACUGCUACCUCAGCAAACAAAAGGAAAAGAAGACUUACAAUACAAAUGCCAAUUUUUAAAAAGGUUGUUCUCGGAAUACAAAGGCAAUUCAAAAAAAUUUUUUAACUUAAAAAGCAUAGCAGGUAAAUGGAUUUGGCAGGCGGGCUCUGUCAGAGUUCUUCAGGUUCUUCUCAAGGACUUAGUGCAAAGUAAUUCUGUACUGCUUUUUAAAUUGCUGUUGAUCAGCAUGUGGGUUUUGGGGUUAUAACUUUUCUGGUCUAUUGAAGAUACCUUAUAUUACGUUGCAGUAUCUUAUUUUACAUUUUUAAAAGUUAAGUUAUUUUUCUGCCACUGUAUAUAGGAGUAUCAAAAUAUUCUUGCAAACAAGUACAGACAACUUUUUCUUGGAAAGUAUCUUUUUAUUAAGAGUGGAAUGCUAGACAGUUCUUAUACAGCAUUUUUCUUAUACACCUUUAUUUUUUGUCAGCGGCCCUGUCUGUAAUUAAAAUACAAAUUAUAUAAAACUGUUGUCCUCUUCACGUCCACAUUGGAUCCCAUGGUCCCCUCCCUCAUGGAAAUGCCUUUUUCAAAACGUAGGUUUGCAGAACUCCACUAUUUUUAUACCUAGCCACAGUUUUGGAAAAAGCCUCAAAACCCUGACCAACACACCGACCGUGGGACAACUUCUCCACUCGCAUGUAUUGCUGCAGUGCCCAGGACAGUAAAAUGGACUACAAGCGGCGCUUCCUGCUUGGCGGGUCCAAGCAGAAGGUGCAGCAGCACCAGCAGUACCCAAUGCCUGAGCUGAGCCGAGCAUUGAGUGCUUCCCUGGCAUCUACGACGCCCCCCCCCUUGAGCAGUCUAACUGCUGCAGGCAGCUGCCACCAUGCCAUGGCCCACUCCACGCCCAUCGCUGAUAUCCAACAGGGCAUCUCCAAAUAUCUGGACGCCCUCAAUGUCUUCUGCCGUGCCAGUACUUUCCUCACGGACCUCUUCAGCACUGUGUUCAGGAACUCACACUACUCCAAGGCAGCCAUGCAGCUUAAAGAUGUCCAGGAACACGUCAUGGAAGCAGCCAGUCGACUAACUUCAGCCAUAAAGCCUGAGAUUGCCAAGAUGUUGAUGGAACUUAGUGCUGGGGCUGCAAACUUUACAGAUCAGAAGGAGUUCAGUGUCCAGGAUAUUGAGGUGUUGGGACGAUGUUUCUUGACAGUGGUGCAAGUGCAUUUCCAGUUUUUGACCCAGGCAUUACAGAAGGUCCAACCAGUGGCUCACUCUUGCUUUGCGGAGCUUAUUGUACCUGAGAAAAAGAACAGCAGCAGUGGCAGCAGCUUGCCUGGCAUGAGCCACACACCUGAACUGGAGGAAGCUGUGCAUUCCUGGCGGGGGGCUGCAGAGGCAACAUCUAGACUAAGAGAAAGAGGAUGUGAUGGCUGCCUGGCAGGAAUUGAAGUUCAGCAACUCUUCUGUUCUCAAAGUGCAGCAAUUCCUGACCACCAGCUGAAGGAACUGAACAUCAAAAUUGACAGUGCUUUGCAAGCAUAUAAGAUAGCUCUGGAAAGCUUAGGUCACUGUGAAUAUGCAAUGAAAGCUGGCUUCCACUUGAAUCCAAAGGCAAUUGAAGCAAGUUUACAGGGCUGCUGCAGUGAAGUGGAAGCCCACCAGACAGGGAGGAGGCAGACUCCCUCUCAGCCCAUGCAGUGUGAGCUCCCCACCGUCCCUGUGCAGAUAGGAUCGCACUUCCUGAAGGGUGUCUCCUUUAACGAGUCGGCCGCCGACAAUCUGAAACUUAAGACGCAUGCGAUGGUACAGCUGAUAAAGCAAGCAGGCUGCUGUAAUGGAAUCACACCCAGGGACGAUUUUCCUGUGACUGAAGUGCUGAACCAGGUGUGCCCAUCCGUGUGGCGGGGGGCCUGCAAGACUGCCGUGCAACUGCUGUUUGGCCAGGCUGGACUGGUAGUGGUUGACACGGCACAGAUUGAAAAUAAAGAAGCCUAUGCUCCCCAAAUCAGUUUAGAAGGCUCCAGAAUCGUGGUUCAAGUCCCUUCUACUUGGUGCCUGAAAGAAGACCCUGCUACCAUGUCUUUGCUGCAGAGAAGCCUUGAUCCUGAGAAGACCCUGGGCCUGGUGGACGUCCUCUACACGGCCGUGCUGGACCUAAACCGCUGGAGGGCUGGGAGGGAACAAGGUUUACCAUCUAUUCAGAUCCAGCUGCAAAGAGAGAUCUGUGACUUUGCAAAUCAGGCUGACCUACCUUCUGGGAAUGGAAACAAAUCUUCAGGCCUCCAGAAAACGUUCGCCAAACUGACGUCCCGGUUCACCAAGAAAGCUUCGUGCACUAGCUCGAGCAGCAACGCAAAUUAUUCCGUCCCAAAUACCCCUUCCAAAAAUCUCUUCAUAGCUGGGUGUUCAGAAGAGAAGGCCAAAAUGUCCAGUAAUAUGGAUAUGAGGCUACAAAGCAUUUUGAACAUUGGUAACUUCCCCAGAACUACUGAUCUUUCCCAGUCAGCUCAGAGUCCUGGUAACCAGUUGGCCAACGGCUGCCUCUUGGAGAGGCAGGAGAACUUUCUGCAUGGGGAGGAUGGCAAGGACGAGAAGGGUAUGAACUUACCCACCGAUCAGGAAAUGCAGGAGGUGAUCGAUUUCCUCUCGGGCUUUAACAUGGGCCAGUCCCACCAGGGCUCCCCAUUGACCACACGGCAUAACUCUGCUGCCACAGCUCUGCUAACUGAACGGAAGGCAGGUGCCGUGCCGCCACAACAGCCGCCACUGCCAGCACCCCCUCCGCGGCCCCCACAGGCUGGGGCACACACGCCUUUGACAUCCCAGCUGGGGCUGGCACCUCAGCAGCAGACCCCAAAGCAGCAGCAACUGCAGGUUCAAUACUACCAACACCUGCUCCAACCCAUUGGCCCUCAGCAGCCCCCACCCCAGUCUCGGGCACCUGGGAAAUGGGUACAAAGCUCAUCCCAGCAGCCAGCACAGCCUAUUGGAACGGGUCUGCCUCCUCUUGGCCAAUGGCCUGGCAUAUCUGAUCUCAGUUCUGACUUAUACAGCUUGGGUUUGGUGAGCAGCUAUAUGGAUAAUGUGAUGUCUGAGGUGUUGGGGCAGAAACCACAAGGACCUAGAAAUAACACAUGGCCAAACCGUGACCAAAGCGAUGGAGUCUUUGGAAUGUUGGGAGAGAUUCUGCCUUUUGAUCCUGCAGUGGGCUCAGACCCAGAGUUUGCUCGCUACGUGGCAGGAGUCAGCCAGGCAAUGCAGCAGAAGCGACAGGCCCAGCACGGUCGCCGCUCAGGCCACCCCCGGGGCCACUGGCCACCCAUGGAGGAUGGCCACCAAACCUGGCCUUUACCAGAGUUCUUCACAGAAGGGGAUGGUCUACCCACCAGCUGGUUGGGCGCUCAGGGAGACUCAGCCAGCUCGAGUGAUGAGACGUCCUCUGCCAACGGAGACAGCUUGUUCUCCAUGUUUUCAGGACCUGACCUCGUGGCUGCUGUCAAGCAGAGAAGGAAACACAGCAGUGGGGAACAGGAGACCACCACGUUGCCGUCACCACCUUUGCUUACUACCAUGGAGGAUGUGAACCAGGAUAACAAAACCAAAACGUGGCCACCCAAAGCACCCUGGCAACACUCGUCCCCACUGGCCAGCACACUGCCCAGUCCAAGCACACCUCUCUACACAGUGGCCAGCCCCAGCAGCCAGUGGAAUGACACCAUGCAGAUGCUGCAGUCUCCAGUGUGGGCUGCAACCAACGACUGCGGCGCCGCCUCCUUUCCCUAUGUGCAACCCCCACCACAGCCCCCACCCCCACCAGCACACAAGGCAGCACCCAAGGGCUUUAAGGCCUUCCCCGGGAAGGCUGAUCGCAGGCCAACCUAUUUGCCCCACUAUUGACCCAGCCUGUCCACCUGCCCAGAGCUGUUGGGACCAGUGCUCCUGUCCCAGGACUGGCUUGCUGACAGCACCUCCCCAGAUACUAGUGCACCUCUGUCCCAGUAGGGAUCCUUGGGGACUGAGGUGGUUGGCACCUUCAAGUCUUUCAAAUCCCGGCUUCUCAAAUUCUGGAGGCAUCAGACCCUGGAGAGCCAGCUGCAGAUGGAGCUGUCGGCCCCCUAGGGGAUGCUCGGAAAUCUGUGGGCUUCCUGAGCAUCGCAGGCAGUUAAGGCUACUGAAGAUACCUGUUGAGAAACACAGCUUUCGAGUUUUCCAUGCCACUGUAUGUGCAGGGUGGCUUUGGGCCAGAAAGGAGACAUGACCAUUCUUCCAAAACUCCCUCUUUGACUUGCUGAAUGGCCACAGCCCCAUCACUGGACUUGAUAGCGCUUUUUUACAGGUUAAGAUAUCUCCUGCCUAAAACACACCGAACAUUUGAAGAGAACAAAUGUUAUGGCUAGAGGUUUAUUGAACACUAUCUUUAGUCAAGCUUAGACAGAAUGGGCAAGUGAUAAAAUAUGGGUGGUCAGAAGCACACGUUUUCUGUAAGGGGCCGCCAGGAGAUGCAGUCUUUACCAGAUUGACAAAAGCCAGAUGGGAUCCCUGACGUUGGAGGCACAGUUCUGACAGCACUUGGAGCUGAGCCUGUCUGCUGCCAGAUGCACCUCCAGAUGUCCCGAGGCUGAGACAUAGCCCUCAGAGCGGGGCGGGCGACCUGGGGCUGCACCAUGACACCUGCACUUGAAAUAACAGUCCCAUUUUUUAACUGGUUCAGAGGGCAAACCAAUUUCAUAUGUAGAUAGGAAAUAAUUUAAAGUCUUUUCCUUCAAAACAAACAACCAACCUCAUUUUCAGUUAACACGUGCCAUUAAAUAGUUAAUUAACAUCCUGUGGAUUUGGGGAUAUUUUACAGCCAGAAUGGAUCCAGAAGAAUUGAAUGGUGCUUAAAUUGAGAAAUAAAUACAUAGACUAGACAUAUCCCACUGUAUAGUAAUUGAAGUUACAGAAAGUUCUUUAUAUAAAACUUAUUUAAAUUUUUCAUAUUUCAUCUUUGAAAAAAGUCUAGAAAAAUCCAUAAUAUUUUCUGGUAUGAAAGUUUGACAGUAUUAAUAUUUUUUAUAUUUUCUUAAAUCAUUAAGCCAUUUUAAUAUAUGUUAACUACUAAUAAAUGGUUUAUUCUUUCUAACUCCAUAUAAGCCUUUCCAGAAAAAAUUGUAAAAGACACAUUUAUGUUCUCAUUUUUCUACAAAUAUAAGUAAAUUUAUAUUUUAAAAUACCAAAAAUUAUCUAUAUAUGCACGUGUGUGUGUAUUCACACACACACAUCGCAAACACACAUACAUACACACAGAUUAUAGAGGACCCUUAGGAUGUCUGAGCCCAGCCACCUGAAUGUUUAGUCACAAGUUGCCAGGCUGUUCCCAGGCCUCAGGCGUUGUCUUUUGUGCUUUGUGGCGACUCCAUUGCUGCCUGACCUUAUACUGUCAGCGUAGGUUCUGAACACUCACCUCACCAUGUUUACAGAGAACUCUUUUGUACAUAGACUCUUUUCAGGCACAGCUUUGCACCAACCCUGCGUGGUUCAUGUGUUAGCUCUCACCGUGUGCACACUUCGCCCUCUGUUGAAGUUGUUUGUGGCGAUUUUACUUGUAAGAUAGUUUUCUACUUCCAUCGGUAACGUGUCCACAGUCCCCUGUAUUUCAAGUUCUAUUAUUCUGAAGUACUUCUGUUGUACUAGUGCCUCCGCAAAGACCUCCCUCGGGACUGAGGUCAGUCCUUGAUUCCCCAGCAUAGGUGACAACCCUCUCUUUCCAGUUUUCCUCAUAUCAAGACAGAGAUUUUGUAAUUGCAUCUCCAUGGGCUGUGAGACCAUGUGAAGCUGUUUAUGUGGUCUCCAUGUUGGUGCUGUGUUCUCGGCACCACCUUGCUCUGAACACUGGUAAUUCCAGGUGCUGCGCUCGGCGGAGGGGUCUUGCCAUAGCGUAUAUGUAUGUGUAUUCGAGUGUUGUGUGUCCUUGGCAUGGCCCGGCAUGGGUGCCUUGCUUGGGCAUCAACAGGACACCGUGUGGAUAGUUAACCGCUUCCAAACUGGAACUCUACAUUUUGUAUCUUACUUUUAAAGCUCCUAUAGUAAAAUAACUAUUGGAUUUAUUAAAAAUAUACAUUUAAUUAUA
Molecule: messenger RNA, 6225 nt
Organism: Echinops telfairi (small Madagascar hedgehog)
Lineage: Eukaryota; Metazoa; Chordata; Mammalia; Afrosoricida; Tenrecidae
Gene: GARRE1
Product: granule associated Rac and RHOG effector 1
Exons: 14
Coding region: 810-4013 (1067 amino acids)
Biological process (GO): Rac protein signal transduction
Molecular function (GO): CCR4-NOT complex binding
Source: RefSeq, a predicted model, not a curated record